Molecule: messenger RNA, 147 nt
Organism: Trypanosoma brucei brucei TREU927
Lineage: Eukaryota; Euglenozoa; Kinetoplastea; Trypanosomatida; Trypanosomatidae
Exons: 1
Coding region: 1-147 (48 amino acids)
Source: RefSeq, a predicted model, not a curated record
AUGACUGCUUGGGGUCCAAAUACGGCUGAAAAAAAAUAUUUUUGUAUAUAUGAUAACACGUUAAUAUUUGUGUUUCUUUCCUUCUUUUUCUUUUUUGGUGAGUUGGGUUUACUUCCCUCACUUUAUUUUGGCUCAACAUUGAUUUGA